This is a messenger RNA of Tachysurus vachellii, 2513 nucleotides long. Its product is annotated as homeobox protein EMX1-like. NCBI's taxonomy places the organism in Eukaryota, Metazoa, Chordata, Actinopteri, Siluriformes, Bagridae. Gene Ontology annotation, molecular function: DNA-binding transcription factor activity, RNA polymerase II-specific; DNA binding. The record is from RefSeq and is a predicted model, not a curated record. Gene Ontology annotation, biological process: regulation of DNA-templated transcription; neuron differentiation; brain development. Bases 409 to 1107 code for a protein of 232 amino acids. The transcript has 3 exons.
GCUGUCUGAUCAUCGAUCAUAUUAGUGUACUAAGGUGUUUCGCGCUUUUGCAGUUCAAUCUAGAUUGCAGACGAAGCAAACAGACGGUGUGUGGCCAAUACCUGAGCUGACUGUUCUAUUGUAAAGCUGAGUUUUGAAUGAGCAUUUGUUGACACUGUCAGGUCAAUAUCAGAAAGCUGUCCGGAUUUGGAGACAGAGUGCAGCUCUGCGGCGACAAAUUCACAGAUGAGAGGAAUGUUGCGCAUAUGAAGUUAUGGAUUUCAAAAAGACUCUGAUUACUUCCAGAACCAAUUUUUUGGAGAUUUGCUAGGGGAUUUUUAAUUUUUUUUCCCUAAACUUUUUUUUUUCCUUGCGCGCGGGGAAUUAGUUUUAACUUGAAACCGUAAUUUCAGAACCAAUCGUCCAAUAAUGUUCCAGCACAAAAAGUGUUUCACAAUUGAAUCUCUGGUCGGAAAAGACUCGAACUCCGCAAGCGCCGGAGAUGAACCGAUUCGCCCGACUGCUUUGCGGUACACUGAAUCUGUGCAUCCGGCUCCGUUCGGCAGCUGUUUUCAGAACUCGGCUCGGUCGCUGUACGGGAACGUUAACGCGGACAUGAUGUUCCCAGAUCCGAGCUCCCACUCGGCCAACUCUGCGCUGGCGCUGCGGCACCUGCCCAUUCCCACUCAGCCCUUCUUCAGUCCACACCAGCGGGACAGCCUGCACUUCUACCCCUGGGUGCUCAGAAACCGAUACCUUGGACACCGCUUUCAAGGUGAGGACAGCAGCCCAGAAAACCUGCUGCUGCAUGGACCAUUCUCACGUAAGCCCAAGCGCAUCCGCACAGCCUUCUCCCCCUCACAGCUGCUGCGACUGGAGCGCGCUUUUGAGAAGAACCACUACGUAGUGGGUGCGGAGCGUAAGCAGUUGGCCAAUGGCCUCUGCCUUACUGAGACCCAGGUAAAGGUAUGGUUUCAGAACCGGAGAACCAAACACAAGAGGCAGAAACUGGAAGAGGAAUCACCCGAUCUGCAGCAGAAGAGAAAGGGCAACCAGCACGUGAAUCGCUGGAGAGUAGCUACUCAGCAGGGCAGCGCGGACGAUAUUGACGUCAUUUCCGAGGACUAAUGUCAUGAAAGCAUGUACAAUAACUCUCUGCAGCUCAGUCAUAGUUAGUGGGAAAAAGCAGACAAGAAAUAAUAAACGAACUACGCUAAUACCAUUCGAGUUCCAGACCAUGUCAGAAUCGACUUGGCUGUUAAAACUAAGGAAAGGAAAUCUGUGCUGUCAGCUGAAAAUGAUGUGUGAGCGGACACAGCGAGGAUGCCUCAGCUUGAACUGCUCCAAAAGAUUUGAAUCCAAGACUUUUCGUAUGCAAUACAAACAGACCUCUACAGUUUGGGACUCCAAUCACAGAGCAUCAAAGAGCGUCUUAUUUUUCACUCCUCCGCUACCGUCCACUUGAACAUUUCCAUCUCAAUGUAUGUUUGCUCUGAUUAAGACAACAUUCUGAUGGAUGAUUUGUUUGUUUUGUACUGUUUAAUUGUCAAACUGCUCAACCACGUAGUUUAAUUCUCUACCGAAGUCAAACUCUCAGCCUUAGAUGUACAUUGAGAUAUUUUGUGGAUUUCUGUGUUAUGCAAUGUUUAAAAAAAAUGUCUUUUACCCUCAGUAAUGAGCAGCAGGUUUUUAAUGAACAUAUGGCAUUGACACAGAUCUGACAGAUUUCAGUCUCCUGUUAUUUGCAGUUGAACACUUAACAAAAUAUUUUAUUUGUUCAGAAUGAGCAAACUUUUCUAUGCAUUUUGAGUGCCAAGUUUCACUGACAUCAGGGUUUAAGCAAGAAACCUAAUUUGUUGUUAAAUGUCUUACUAUGUAAAACAGUUUUUUUCCCUUUCACUUUUAUGACUCAAAUUUAAAAGGGAAAAAUCAACAGAAAGAAUAUAAUUAACUAAUUAAAAAAUGAUGAAAUCAUUUCAUGAUGAAAAAGAGAACAUUUGUAAUGUAUCGUUAAAGGUCCAGAAACAGUUUGUAGCACUUCAUGACCGAAUUUUGGUUUAAUGAGGACAAGAGAUUGCACUGUAGCCCUACCAGUUCAUUUCUAUCUGUUGUCUUGAAAUUCUUGUUUUGUAUUUGUUUCCUGUUUCCUGCAGAUUAUUAGAUAAUAAAAAAAAAAUCAUUGAUCCAACUAAAGGAUUAUUCAUCACUUUUCCAUACCUGGUAAAUAAGUAAACUGUUAAAAUUGUUUAUAGUAUAGGUUUUUGUAAUCAUCAAAAAAUAUUUUUUUGAUUUUUCUGUUUUUGUUGCUCAUUAAAUAUAAAAACACUUGUUUGCCUUAAUUAAUUAAUUAAAUUUAUCUACUUGGUUAGUGUAGAAACAGCAUAGUUGAACAAAUCCAACCCAAACAAUCACAAACCUAUUUAUAUAUAGAAGAAUGUAUAUAUUGAUAAGUGCCAAUAUGCAAAUGAUUUUUUUCUUUUGUUUUUAUAUUGACUUAGCCAUGUUGAAACUGUAGUGAUUUCCUUGCCUGCCCA